GGCGCCAGGGUCUUGGUGGCCUGAGCGGUCUGGGCCCCGAGGUCGACGCCUGUGACUGCAGCGGCCGAGGCUGAGGGACCCGCCGCGGCUCUGUGGCCGGAGAGGGAGGGCCCCGCGGCCGUCGGCUGGAAGCCGAGGAGCCCCCAGUGACCUCGAGGGAUUCUCCAGACUCCUCCACAGCCGGUCCCCGCCCAGCUGAGGACGGAGCCCCUGGACUCCCAGGUUCCUUGCCAGGGAGGAGCAGGAGGAGGAGAAAUCCAUCUGCAGGGCUGGGUGUAGCCUGAGGGACAGGCCAUUGGUCCCAGAAUGCCCCUGCCUGAGCCCAGUGAGCAGGAGGGUGAGAGCAUGAAGGCCGGCCAGGAGCCAUCCCCUGAGCCGGGCACAGAUGUCAUCCCGGCAUCUCCCAGCAAACCCAAAGAGUUCUCCAAACUGGUCCUGCUGACGGCCUCCAACCAGGACGGGGAUGGAGUGGGCUCCAAGCCCAAUGGCAUGCACCGUGUCAUGUCCCUGGAGAUGUCUGGCCCCCCCACCCUCACCAGCACCCUCCAGGUCCUGCCAGCCAAGGAGCAGGGGGGGUCCAUCCAGCCAGGCCCCUGUGCCCUUGAGCAGAAAGGCAGCAAGCUGGACACAGCCCUUAAGCCCCUGGAGUUUCUGAGGACCCCGUUUGGGGGCCGCCUGCUGGUGCUCGAGUCGUUCCUGUACAAGCAGGAGAAGGCUGUCGGGGACAAGGUGUACUGGAAGUGCCGGGAGCACGCCGAGCUGCGCUGCCGGGGCCGGGCCAUCACCCGUGGCCCACGAGCAACAGUGAUGCGGGACCACUGCCACCCGCCAGAUGAGAAAAGCCUGGAGGCCCGGCGCCAGAGGGAGAAGCUACCCAGCCCAGCCCUGCCAGAGGGCUUGAGGGAUCCCCAGGGUCCCGAAAACCCUGGAGGCCGACUGCAGGAGCCACUUGAGGGAGUGGACCCAUGGCUGUGCCCUGAGGAGCUGGAGCCUACCCCUGAGCUGGCGCUGAGCAAGCUGGCCCCAGAGGAGCACCGGGCACCCCAGGUCCUGCCACUACUGAGCUUGCCUCCCAAGAAACGCCCAAGGCUGGGGAUGGGCCAGGCCUGGUCCCUCGAGUUCCUGAGGACGUGCUACGGUGGCAGCUUCCUGGUGCACCAGUCAUUCCUGUACAAGCGGGAGAAGGCCGUGGGUGACAAGGUGUACUGGACGUGCCGCGACCAUGCACUGCACAGCUGCCGCAGCCGGGCCAUCACUCAGGGCCAGCGGGUGACUGUGAUGCGCAGCCACUGCCACCCUCCUGACAUGGAGGGCCUGGAGGCCCGGCGGCAGCAGGAGAAGGCCAUGGGGAUGCUGCAGUCCAGGCCGGAUGACCCCCGGGGCCAAGGAGACAAGGUGCUCCAAGGUGUGGACAGUCUGCUCUACCGCAGGGGGCCAAGCACCUUGACUCUGACCAGGCCCCAGCCCCGAAAGCGAGCAAAGGUCAGAGGUGAGGGGCUUCCGGCCCAGCCCCAAGACUUGCAGGGAUCCCCUGAUGAGGACCAGGAUGCUGACCCGGGAGGCCCUGAGUUCCUGAAGACCCCCCUGGGGGGCAGCUUCCUGGUGUAUGAGUCCUUCCUCUACAGGCGGGAGAAGGCCGCGGGGGAGAAGGUGUACUGGACGUGCCGGGACCAGGCGCGCAUGGGCUGCCGCAGCCGGGCCAUCACCCAGGGAAGGCGGGUGACUGUGAUGCGUGGCCACUGCCACCCGCCCGACCUGGGGGGGCUGGAGGCCCUGAGGCAGCGGGAGAAACGCCCCAACCCAGCUCAGCGAGGGAGCCCAGGAGGCCCUGAGUUCCUGAAGACCCCCCUGGGGGGCACCUUCCUGGUGUAUGAGUCCUUCCUCUACAGGCGGGAGAAGGCUGCGGGAGAGAAGGUGUACUGGACAUGCCGGGACCAGGCGCGCAUGGGCUGCCGCAGCCGGGCCAUCACCCAGGGCCAGCGGGUGAUGGUGAUGCGCCGGCACUGCCACCCGCCCGACCUGGGGGGGCUGGAGGCCCUGAGGCAGCGGGAGCAGUUUCCCAACCUGGCCCAGUGGGAAGACCCAGGAGCCCUCCGGCCCCUGGAGUUCCUGAGGACUUCCCUCGGGGGAAGGUUCCUGGUGCAUGACUCGUUCCUCUACAGGAAGGAGAAGGCGGCUGGGGAGAAGGUGUACUGGAUGUGCCGGGACCAGGCUCGGCUGGGCUGCCGCAGCCGGGCCAUCACGCAGGGGCAGCGGGUGAUGGUGAUGCGCCGGCACUGCCACAUGCCCGACCUGGCAGGCCUGGAGGCCCUGAGGCAGCGGGAGCGGCUCCCCAGACUGGCCCAACAGGAGGACCCAGAAAAGAUAAAACUUCUGCCUAACAUUCAACUGUGCUCCAAGACUUGUUCUCCAGAAAGCCAGCAGAUGUGUGGGUAAUUGUAUGAGUCAUCCAGUGCUGUGUCACAAAUUAUUUCAGAACCUAGUGGCUUAAAACAACAAAUAUUUACUCUCUCUCAUAGCUUUCGGGGGUCAAGAUUGCAGAAGUGGUUGGGCUGGGUGAUUCUGACUCAGGGUCUCUCAUGAGGUUGAAGAAAAGAUGUAACCAGGGCUACAGUCAUCUGAAGGCUUGAGUGGGGUAGAAGAUCUGCUUCCAGAAUAGCUCAUUUAAUCACAGGGCUGUGGGCUGGAGGCCUCUGUUCCUCACCACAUGGACCUCUCCUCAGGGCUGCUUGCGUGUCCUCAAACGUGGUAGCUAUCUUCCCCCAAAGGGAGUGAUCCAAGAACCAGUGGAGCAAGAAGGCAGCCGCCAACAGCAGCAGAAUUCCUAUUCUUCUCAAGCACCCAUGAGCACUCUCCAGGAUAGACCAUGUCUAGGCUGUAAAAUAAGGCUCCAUAAAUGUAAAAGGAUUAAAAUCAUACAAAGUAUGUCUUCUGACCCCAGUGGAAUGAAAUUAGAAAUCAAUAAUGGAAAGAAAUUUUGGAAACUCACAAAUAUGUGGAAAUUCAACACCACACUCCUAAAAAAAACCAAUGAGUCAAAGAAACUAUCACAAGGGAAAUUAGAAAAUACUAUGAAAUGAAUGAAAAUAGAGACACAACAUACCAGAACUUAUAGGAUGCAGUGAAAGCAGUGACUAGAAGGAAACUUAUGGCUAUAAACACUUACAUUAAAGAAGAAAAGUAUCAAAUCAUUAACUUAAACUUGCUUCUUGUUAAGACACUAGGAAAAGAAGAACAAAUUGAGGGCCGGCCUGUGGCUCACUUGGGAGAGUGCGGUGCUGAUGACACCAAGGCCACGGGUUCGGAUCCCUACAUAGGGAUAUCCAGUUAGCUCACUUGGGAGAGCAUGGUGCUGACAACACCAAGUCAAGGGUUAAGAUCCCCUUACGGGUAUCUUUAAAAAAAAAAAAAGAAGAACAAACUGAACUUAAAGCAAGUAGAAAGAAGGAAGUAAGAAAGAUUAGAGCAGAAAUGAAUGAAAUAGAGAGUAGAAAAAUAAUAGAGAAAAUUAAUAAAACAAAAAGUUGGUUCUUUGAAAGCAUCAAGAAAAUUAACAAAUCUUUAGCUAGACUGAUCCAAAAAACUAAAAAGAGAGAGAGAAGAAUCGAAUUAUUAAAAUCAGGAAAGAUGGGACAUUACUACUGACCUCACAGGGAAAUAAAAAAGGAUCCUAAGGGAAUAUUACAAACAAUUGUAAGCCAACAAAUUAGAUAAUUUACAUGAGAUGACAAAAAUUCUGGGCUGGCUGGUUAGCUCAGUUGGUUAGAGCACAGUAUUAUAACAUCCCCAUAUAGGCCAGCCGCCAAAAAAAAAAAAAAAAAAAAUCCUAGAAAGACAUAAACUACUGGAAACUGACUCAAGAAGAAAUAGAAAAUCUGAAUAGACCUACAACAAGUAAAGCAGUCAAAUUAGUUAUUUUAGAACUUCCCACAAAGAAAAUCCUAGGCCCACUUGACUUUCCCGUGAUUUCUACCAAACAUUCAAAGAAGAAUCAACAGCAGUUCUUCACAACCUCUUUCCAAAAAUAGAAGAGGAGAGAUCACUUCCCAAUUUAUUCAGUAAGGCCAGUAUUACCCCAAUACCAAAAUCAAGCAAAGGCAUCACAGGAAAACACUGUCUCUUAGGAAUAUAGAAGCCAAAAUCCUCAACAGAACACCAACAAACAGAAUCCAGCAACAUAAAAAAUUAUUAUUCACCAUGACCAACUGAGAUUUAUUCCAGGAAUGUAAGAUUAAUUUAACAUCCAAAACUUAAUGCAAUCCACCAUAUGUGCAGAAUAGACUUAUCAUAGCAGGCCUGAGACUGCUGCACCUAGGAUUGCCCGCUUGCGAGUCUGGCCCUUAGCUGGUAUCUGGGAACUUGACUGGUAAACAUUUCCCUUAUUGACAUAAUACUGUGCCUAAAUGAUAAUAGUUGUUCACUCUUACCUGUUUGUACAAAAAAUGUGAUUUUUGGUGAACACCAGCUUUUCUUCUGAGUCUGGAAUUUCAGUGACUGCAGUCAUGAUGUGCUUACCUGGCCAACCCCCAAUAAAAACCCUGGACUCCUAGGUUCAAGCAAGCUUCCCUGUUGUACAAUACUUCACAUGUGUUGUCCCAACUUGUUGCUGGAAAAUUAAGGACAUUCUGCGCAACUCUGGGGGACAGGACUUUUGGCAGCUUCUGCCUGGUUUUCUCUGGACUUCACCCCAUGUACUUUUUUCUGUUGCUGAUUUUGCUUUGUAUCUUUUCACUGUAAUAAAUCUUAAACAUGAGUAUGAUUA
Molecule: messenger RNA, 4762 nt
Organism: Cynocephalus volans (Philippine flying lemur)
Lineage: Eukaryota; Metazoa; Chordata; Mammalia; Dermoptera; Cynocephalidae
Gene: FLYWCH1
Product: FLYWCH-type zinc finger 1
Exons: 9
Coding region: 307-2436 (709 amino acids)
Source: RefSeq, a predicted model, not a curated record